CCACCUCUUGUUGAUCAAAGUUAUCAGAACUAACGAAAUAUGAAAAAAAAAAAUGCGACAAAGCCCAAGAUAAGGCCGUUUGUACACAAUUUAUUCGAAGAGCGUUAAACCGGACAAUGCAAGACAGUUAUUAAGAUAUCGUUGCUGAAGUCAAAAAUUCAAUUCACAAGCUCUCAAAAUUCUCAAUCAUGGAUUUUCUUAAAUUUUCCUGUUUUGUAGUUUGGCUAGUGCAGUUCAACGGAAUCGAAUCAGUCCUGGGUCGAGAUCAGCAGCUGAAGGCUGCCAAUGCCGUUUGGUUUGUGGGCGAUGCAGGCGAAAAACAUCCAAAUAUGGUAGCAGGAGACGUUUUUGGCGAAGAAAUCUCCCGAGAAGGUGGCCGCGAAAAUGUGUGGAAAGCUGCGGAAGACCCGGAGGAAGAAACCUGUACCAAUGGAAAUUUCCCGCUGACGGGUGCUGAGGAAGAUGAUGGUGGUCUGGCGGUGGUUUUCAUUUGGGUUGCAGUUUGCGCAGCCGUUCUGGCGGCAUUCAUCUUUGUGCUGUAUCGUAUCUGGCGGCUGGACUUCUUUGAAGACUAUCGAAGAGUGUCAAGAAUGAGCGCUGGACCAAGACCGGAUGAUCGAGGUCAUCUGCGAACCCAGGAGCAGGAAACAUCAUUCUCCACACCUCCACAUCUUGAUGUUCCUGGGACCAGUACGAUAAGAAAUAAUCAAAAUACAUACUGAUUCCUUGGAAAAUUUCUUUAAUUAUUUACAGGUCACUUCAUACUAAACAGAAAACCAAAAUCUUAAUUGUGUAAUUUUAAUAUAAGUAUCACAAAGAGUAAAAUCAAUACUAAACUACUAUUAUCACAUUUCAUUCGAAAUGAUUAAAACCGCUAAACUAGUGAUAAGUUUGAUAUUUUGUCAAAUUGCUCGUUAUUUAGGACAAAAGUUGAAAUGUGAUUUCAAACGUAUUAAUUAUUUUCACUAUUCUAAGGAAUCUAACACAAAUUUUAACGUGAAAAAUAAAACAACGAUAUUUGGGUUAACAAUGCAUUUAUUCGUACAUUUAUAACUAUUUAAAAAACAUAAAUCUAGACAAUUCAAAACCACAAAAAGGAACUGGCUAAAAGUAGGUCUUUAGUUGAAAUAUAGUUUCUAAGACGAAGACAACGAUUAAAAAAGCGAACUAGAAAUGUUUGAAAAGAAACAUUACUGCGUUUUUCCCAGGAGGGAAUAAAAUUGACACUGG
This is a messenger RNA of Uranotaenia lowii, 1230 nucleotides long. RefSeq lists its product as uncharacterized. The coding region runs from base 189 to 722 and encodes 177 amino acids. Lineage: Eukaryota; Metazoa; Arthropoda; Insecta; Diptera; Culicidae. The transcript has 4 exons. The record is from RefSeq and is a predicted model, not a curated record.